AUGGUCGAAAGGGCAUUGUUGAAGCGUUUUUAUGAAAUCACAGUAAGGCCGCAGAAGACAUUGGUCAAAGAUGUUAUGGCCCUCGUCGCCUGUGUGCUGGGUUCGGCGCUUCCAGUGCGUCGUCUGCCGCACACUGGACCAGCUCGGCGUUUCGCUCUCUCCAGGGGACGCAUCUACGGGGGACACGACGCCACCAGAGGCGAGUUUCCGUACCAGGUGUCCCUGCAGCACGUGGUGAUUGGUCUGCGGUACCACAACUGUGGUGGCUCCAUCCUCUCCAGCACUGCCAUCCUCACCGCAGGACACUGCGCGGUCAGCCUCGGCCAUUACGUCGCCGUGGCCGGAGACUACGACCUGAGCAGCAACGAGGGCAGCGAGCAGGAGAUCCGAGUCUCGGACCAGACGGUGCAUCCGCUCUAUCCAGGAGGUGUAGCUGCAAACGACAUCGCCGUCUUCACCUUGCAGUCCUCCCUGUCCCUGGGCACGUACGUCCAGGCCAUCAGCUUGCCCAGCGCUGAUUCAAUCCCUGCAGGUGGAUCUACCGCAGUCGUUUCUGGCUGGGGUACAACGGAAACGGCCAGCACACCUGAUAUUCUGCAGACAGUCGACGUCAGCAUCAUCGACUACGAAACUUGCAGCCAAAAUAUCGACGACCUGGAUAUGGGAACCAACCCGCUUACGGAGACCAUGGUCUGUACGGGACCCAUUUAUGAUGGCAUCUCCGUCUGCAGUGGCGACUCCGGCGGCCCCCUGGCGCAGAACGGCGAACUGAUCGGUGUGGUGUCCUGGGGAGUGGACCCGUGUGGAUACCCUGGCGCUCCGUCCGUCUUCACCAGGGUAUCCGCUCACCUGGACUUCAUCAACCAAAAUCUGUGAAGAAACACCUCACUUGUAUAAAUGAUAUUACAUAUUCUCCGACUGCACUUCAUUUCAACUUCUCAUAACCGUUGUACUAGCUACAUCUCAAUUUCGAACAAGUAAAUGUGCCAUUCCAAAAUAGUA
Molecule: messenger RNA, 1002 nt
Organism: Schistocerca nitens (vagrant locust)
Lineage: Eukaryota; Metazoa; Arthropoda; Insecta; Orthoptera; Acrididae
Product: trypsin-1-like
Exons: 7
Coding region: 1-876 (291 amino acids)
Biological process (GO): proteolysis
Molecular function (GO): serine-type endopeptidase activity
Source: RefSeq, a predicted model, not a curated record